AUGUCAAGUGGCAAGCGAUGGGAUAAGAUCCUGCUUCCACAAAACCAGGCAGAUAGGAGGAAAUCAAGACUUGCAGUUCGAUUGAGGUCAAUCAAGGGUCCAAGUGACGAUGCCCUCUGGGAGGCCGUUCGUCACAAAGUCCCUACCUACGGUACCCAGGCGAGUCAUGGCCCCCCAACACCCCCAUCGUACCCCGCAUUGCCGGGUGAACCCUCGAUCAAUCUAUGGCUGAGUAUCAUCAUUUCUCGCCUGGUCGACAGACAUUUGUCUCGCCUUAGACCUCUUGUUAUUCAAUGCCACACCGACGACCAAGUGCCGGCGAAGGGAGUGCAGCUAUGGAGACUGGCGCGGCCCGAUCGCAAGACCGUGUCUCCAAGCGAACGUCGAAUGCGUAUGUAUCAUUUUACCUGUGCUCAACAGCCUGUCAGUCGCAAGACCCGAGUUCGUCUGACUCAAGUUUAUCUCAUGGAUCUUCAGAAUUCUGUCCAAGAAGCGGAACAUCGCCGUCAGAGAAGGGAUUCUCGUGGAUCACCAAUUGGUGAACGGGCAGGUCAACGCUCAAACGAAGAGGAAAUAAGUUCGUCUGUCAAUGGGACAGUGCAACAGCAGGAAGCAGCAGGCGGCCCCUCCAACACGUAUGCCACGCCAAGGUCGGAGGACACAGGUUUCCAAGCGCCAGCGCUACAAGAGUCCCCAGAUCACACUGAACCAGCUUCCCUUGCUGUGGAGAAUCCUCUUUCGCUCCGACAUGCGGAAUUCACGACUUCCGCUGCGGGAGUCACAUAUUACCUGGGCACCUCUUCCAACUGGUCCUUCACUCGCCGCGUUCUGAAUCUUACCCACUCGCAAGUCUGCAACUCUCCGGCGCCUCCACAGGCUCUUAUCUUUGAUGACGACCCGAAUCUUCUGCCCGAACUCCCGACCCUUGACCACGCCAUCUUCUUGAUCAACACAGUUCAGUUCAACUGCUGUCAGCUGUUUCACCUCUUCGACACGGCGGAGUUUAUGGAAUCGUGUCACGAGUUCUACGCAAACCCGACCCCCGACAUUGCAUCCGCUGGCCUGUGGUACAUCCACUUUUGCCUCGUCAUUGCACUCGGAAAGGCGUUUCAGUCGCGACGGCACGGAAGUGACUUACCUUUUGGACAAGAGUUCCUGCUAUCAGUAUUUCGGCAGUUCCCUAAUACUGGAGCUCUCAUCCAGCAGCCGCUUCUCUCGGUAGAGAUUCUCUGCUGCGCAGCACUUUGCCUACAAUGCAUCGAUCAUCGCCAUUACGCCCACUCUAUGAUUGGGGAGGCCCUGAGAAUAUCGCUGUUUCAAGGCUGGCACACCGAAAUGCCGCCAUUGGAGCUUGGUGAUCGCUACGUAGAACGUUGUCGGCGGGCAUGGUGGACGGUCUACAUACUGGACCGUGAAUUCACGUCCUUGAUGGGUCUCCCGCUGACGAUCCAAGACGACGACGUCAACUGCCCUCUGCCCAAGUUUGACGGCCAGAUGCAGCGAAUGGCGACGCUUGAGAUGCAAGUCAAGCUGUGCCGCAACAUCGCUGACAUCAACAAAAGACUUUACGGGGGCGGAGGAAACUUGCAUCGGAAAUACCUUUCUCGGGCCAAAGAAAUUCUCGGUAACAUAGCCGAUGUUGCAGAGGAGCUCAAGACAGCGUUCCCUCUUCAGCCGAAGGAAACCAUGAACGGAAUCUCCAGGACAGCUUCUCACUUGCAUUUGCUAUAUCACAGGUGCAUCACGCUCGUGACGCGACCGCUUCUUUUCUACCUUCUCAAGACGCGCUUCGCUUCAUUCAACGAGUACUUCAACACUUUGGAGUCUCUACCAACAGUACGAAACCUCGUAAGAAUGUGUAUUGAGUCUUCUCAGACCAUGGUCUCCAUUCUCGAGUGUUUGAUGAAUCAGGGCCUGCUCGGUGCAUUCUUUCCCUAUGACACUGAAGCCAUCUUCGUAUCUACUACAAACCUGCUCCUCGGCCCAGCCGUAGAUCCGCAGUUUAUCAAUGGGGGUCGGAUAUGGCUGCAGAGGGCGUUUGUCGUUUUUGAUGAUAUGAUUAGCUGCGGAAACCAAGUGGCCAAAUUCCGCAAAGACGAGCUUCUGCAGUUGGAUGAGCUACUGGAACUUUUUGGGACUGUGGCCCCCCUUCACAGGCCGGAAGCAACAGGGGCCGAUGCCACAGCGCCAGCAACACAGAGCCACGACGACCCGAAUGAGCCUGAUGUGCCUCCGGCAGACUUGGCACCAGGAGGCCCGGCUGGCGACGUGUAUGAGCAACUUCAGGCUGAUGAUGGGCCAUCGAGAUUACAGAUUGUGGAUCCCAUGCUAGGAGAUACCUUUGGGGCUGGCUUCAGCAAGGAGCAGAUAAUGGGCGUGGCAGAUGCCAUUGAUGACGAAGACAUGGCUUGGAUGUGUGAAACGAUCAUGGAGCAUAGCAGUAUUGGACAGCAUUGA
This is a messenger RNA of Verticillium nonalfalfae, 2457 nucleotides long. RefSeq lists its product as uncharacterized. The transcript has 11 exons. Gene Ontology annotation, molecular function: DNA binding; zinc ion binding. The record is from RefSeq and is a predicted model, not a curated record. Gene Ontology annotation, biological process: DNA-templated transcription. NCBI's taxonomy places the organism in Eukaryota, Fungi, Ascomycota, Sordariomycetes, Glomerellales, Plectosphaerellaceae. Bases 1 to 2457 code for a protein of 818 amino acids.